AUGUUUAUUUUAUGUGGAAUGUGCCCAAAGGAAGGACAUAAUUAUAGCAUAAGAGAACUACUUCUCUCAUCACUACAUGAUAGACGAUGUCAAGCGGAUUUAUGUUUCCUUUUUAAAGUUAUAAAUGGAUAUGUUCAAGAUCCAGAGUUACUAAGUUUAAUAAGUUUUAAUGUUAAUACUCGAAGAACUCGUAACACUGAGAUUUUCAACAUUCCAUUCCACAGUACGAAUUAUGGCCAAAAUGAACCCAUUACAAGAAUUUUACGAACUGCUAAUGAGCACAGCAAUAAUUUAGAGUUAUUUGGAAUAUCUACAGCAGCAUUUAAGAAAUCAUUUGAGCGAUUUUGA
Messenger RNA from Diabrotica balteata, 348 nucleotides. The record is from the annotation of a GenBank genome assembly. NCBI's taxonomy places the organism in Eukaryota, Metazoa, Arthropoda, Insecta, Coleoptera, Chrysomelidae.